GCGAUCUUUUCAUUUAUUGAUGCAAGUUCCUGUCUUGUUACCAGUCUUUUCUUAAAAAAUUCCAAUAUUUCCAAUUUCUAAUUUUGAUAAUAAUGCAUAGAUCAAAAGUAUUUAUAAUUCAUUAUAAUUAAUAGAUCAAGAACAGCUAAAAUUAUAUAUGCAUGAUAAUUAGAACCGCCUACUGGAACGAACGUCAAAUCUAUAGAUUACAGGCUUGCAGUUACGACUACAUAUUUUUAGUAUAAGCAGGUAGAAGUUACAACCUGUUUUCCACCAAUAAUGAAUAUUUCUAAAGGAUCUCUAAGACGUAUUCUUGCUUCUAAUUUACAUAUUCCCGAACCUGAGAGUGGCCAAAAAGGUUAUUGUACUGGCAAAUUGGAUCCUAAUGACAGACCAAGCCUAUGGGAGAUAUUUAUACCGCCUUUCGGUUUGACAUGUAUAAUAUUUUUUGGCCUAUUCUGUUUAUGGUUGAAAGAUUUCAUAAAAGAUUGUCAAUUUGGAAGGAAAGAUUUACAACCGACCUCCUACUCGGAAGAGGAAAUUGAAAACAUGAAAAGGGAAUGUAAUGGUAAUGAAGUUCAUAAUGAAAACAUUACUAAACGAGCUCUUUAUUCAGAUUUUGAUUUAGAGGUAUUAGACGAUUUCAUUCUAAAUACAAACCAUCCAAAAAAUCUUAUAGCAAUAGCUAUUCCACCAAUUGCUUCUCUUGUCUGUUGUACUAUCUUACUAUUCAUUUAUACGCCUAUGAUUGAUUGUUUAUGGCCAGAAGUGAAAAAACCAGAUAUCAAUACAGGAAUUUCAUGUUUCCUAGCACCAGCCGGUUUAGUUUAUGCUUUAUCUUUUGGUUUUAUGUUCCAACAAACCUAUGGCAAACAAACGGAAAUUCUGACUAAAGUCACUCACGAAUUUAGUUUACUUGAUCAGAUUUUAACAAUGUCAAAAUCGUUAAAAUUACCAACUCAAAAGCAUUUAUUGGCUUUAUACAAAUCAGUUAAGAACGAAGCAAUUUUCACUAUUCUUCAACUGCAAAAUGACAAAGAUGUGGAAUCGUUUAGAAAUCAACCUCCCAUUGAUAUCAAAGUUCAAAUAUGGAACAUUAUCGACAUCUUGAGAGACGCUUCACUUCAUCCCGAAACAAAAUUUAACGUCAACAGUGUACUUUGCGACAAGAUGAUCAGUUACAUUAUCGAACUAAAUAAUAUUUGUGUUGAUCGAAUGGGUACAAUACAUAGUCGAAUUCACCCAAUUAAAUGGAUAUUUUUGGAAAGUUUAGGAUUGGCUGCACUUUUUGGUGUGACAGUCGUUGACGCCCAAUCAAGAAGAAUGGAAUUGGCUAUGUGUGAAUUAACAAUUUUCUCUGUUAGUAUGCUGUGUUUUGUCCUGGCUGAUCUGGAUUAUCCAUUUCAUGGUUUCUUUCGCAUUGAUUUAUCGGUACUGCCGGACGUUGUGAAGAGGAUAGAGACUCUUUAUGAAGAAGCUAAAAGCGUUAUGGAGAAAGAAGAGGAAGUAAUCCAGUGUUUAAAUUCCACAAUGGCAAAAAAGUUUCUCAAUGGCUAUCAGGAAUCAAUGAACGUGAAUAGAGGUGAUAAAGAAAACACGGACGAAAAGUCAUCGGUUUAAAAAAUCACAAUUUGAAAAGAGAAACCUGCACAAAUAUAAUUACAAACUCUUGCACUUGAGAGUUUUUAACACUUAGCAUUCAACGAUAAAGAGAAAUGUAAAUGACGUUCAAUAAUAUAUAAAUAAAUAUAUUAUAUAUAACUCUCUAUGUUCUACGAUAAAUUCAAUACAUUUAGAAGAAAGACAAGCCUCUUUUACAAAAUGACAAAGUGCAAUUUAUGAUCAGUCUAGGCUUUUAAAAUACUUAUAAACGAAUAAAAACAACAACAAUUC
Dimorphilus gyrociliatus is the source of this 1893-nucleotide messenger RNA. Lineage: Eukaryota; Metazoa; Annelida; Polychaeta; Dinophilidae. The record is from the annotation of a GenBank genome assembly.